CUUUUUCUAUUAACCGGAAGCACAUGAUUUUGUUGUUAGUUGGGUGCUCUGCUGCACAAAGACAAGGGAAAAGAGAUGAUACGCAAUCAAAAGCAUAUUUUUAAGCUGAUGCAUUUACUUAUGUAAAUCGAUUUUUAACAUUCAGCAGAUAGAAAGAUUUUCAAAGAUGGUUGGGAGAAGGAGUUCCUCUGGAAGUAAGAAGCCCCCUGUUGUAGCUGAGCCUGCAGUGCCCCACAGAUCUAGGAGACCCAAGAGAAACAUCUCACCCAAAAGUUAUGAUAUCACAGCUGGCUUAUCAUGGAAAGAGGAAAGGGAGUUAAAGAAGGCUUUGUAUGCAUCACUGCAAGAAUCGAAAAAAACUUCAACGUCUAAACCAGAUGAAGCAGAAGAGUGGAAGACGCCAAGUGAUGCAGGAUUUCGACCAAUCAAAAGCAAGCCAUCAUUAACCAGGAUGACUCGGAGCUAUAGCUCACCUAACGUUCAGUCCACACAAGUCACUAGUGGUCAGUCUGUAAACAGUGUAGACGAGACCAGUCAGGACUCAACAGUAUCAUUACCAAUCAACACAUCUACUCUCCAGUCAAAGAAGACCAAAGUUCGUGCCCAGAGGAAGUUUGCCAUGAACCAGCCCAACACUAUUACUCCUACCCCUUCAGAAUCCAGCUCUACUCCCACUCCUAAAGCUACAACAUCAUCAACUAUUGUGUUCCCAAAGAGGGCAAAGACAGAGGACUUCCUGACUUUCCUAUGUCUCAGAGGAACCUCUCUCUUGCCACCACAUUUGGACUUCUUCAACUACAGUCGCUAUGAUAACAGCGGUUUGAGUGGGCGUAACGGUAUAGACAGUUCCUCUACCUCCUCCUCUACCAGUAUCAGUAACGGAACAGAGGACCCCAUAUUUACACCGGUUAACAAAUUCACUACGCCAUGUAAGAAAGCCGCCCGGGCCAGUGCGGGUACACCAGAGACCUGCCGGGGACUGGCUGGGGUCAAAAGACUAGACAAGACCCCCAAAACCAAGUCACCUCUAGCUCGCCGUGGGCGACCUCCAAGGACAUUGAACAUCACUCCUGUUAAAACCCCACCUCCUAAAGAGAGCUCACCAUCAAAGGUCAUCAACAACAACAGACUAGGAAAGAGAGGGUUGGGAAAGGAUAGACUAGCUUCCAAGAGAAAGGCUGUGGCUACACUGACUCAUAAGGCUCCACCUGUCAAGCUCAAGAAAGCUGAACCUACUGAAGAACAAAAUAAAUCUAACAAGGUAACAAAAGCACUUGGUGUUGCUUGUAGUGACAAUGUAGCCUGUAGUUUGCAUGGUAGAAUGGUGGACUGCACUUGUCUUGUGGAAUGCCAGAAUAUGUAUUCACCAGCAUAUAGCACUAACAUAGAUGCUUCUCUCACCAACCUAUGUACUUCAAACUUCCCUGACCUGUUUCCACUUAUCCCUCCUGAUUUCUAUGAUCUGUCUGAGAACGAUCUUCCUCCUGAAUUGUACUCUGACUCACAAGGGGAGUGUGUAAAUAAAGAGAAUGCAGAGGUCAUCCAAAUGUCAGAUGGUGACAUGCUUCAGACUGUUCAGCCAGAUGCUACAGAAGACAUCAAAAUGUUGACUGAUGAUAUGUUGGAUUCAGAUGCUGAUCAGCAGAAUUCCAAAGAAGAGAAAGCCACAGUGAUUCAGAUUCGGUUGUCUGAUGAUGAUGUUCUGUUUGCUACCUCUGCCAUCAGGGUUUGUAAAGUAGAGGCAGAGGAACAGCAAACUAAUUCUGGUACCAGUACACAACCAUCCUGUCAAACAGAAGAAGGAGUAGGGGAGAUGCCUACUUUGAAGGAAGAACCAGAUCUUUCUGAUGAGGAAUAUCGGUCUUUUCUCUCUUCUAAUGGAUGGACCCACUUCCAGGAAAUGCCAGAGCUUGUUCUGAAAGAGGAACCAGAUUUCCUGGAUUUAGAGCCUGGGGGUUUAAGUGUGUUUCCAGAGCCAUUUCUGCAACCAGAGAACACACAUGACUUAGAAUCCAAUAAUCUUGAAUCAGCUUGUUCCAACGUGGUCCAACAAGAGUUACAGACUUGUACAUCCUCACAAGAUAUAGCGUUAUCAAACCAAGAACACCUUUAUCCUGAAGCUGAUGCUGCAAGUGAGGAAGAGCCCCCAAACACUUUUUUGGAUUCAUCUUUACAGACUGCUGCCCAUUCCUUUUGUGAGGAAGUGCAAAGAGUCCCUGACCAUGAAGUCAUACACAGUGUUAAGAGUUGUGAUGUCUCUGAAAGUACAACUUUAAGAAAUGUUACAGAUGUUACAGAGGAUUCCAGAAUGAAGGAUACAGGUUUGUCUCAUGAUGUUCAGGAAGGGAAUACGGGAAAUAUCACAGAUAACAGGAGGAUCACUUCACCAUCAUUUGCAGAUGACCUGUUUUAUGAAAGACAAGGAAAGCCAAACAAUUCUACAGAAUUGAUGUCUAACAAUGAAGCCUGCAUUGUGGAUGCUAACAAAACUCAAGAUCUGGAAUGUAGGCAUACUGCAGCAAGUUUUGAAUAUAAGUUCAGAAACUCAGAGAAAAAUACAGCAUAUGGACAGGAUAAAGAUGUUCCUCUGGAUCUAAGUUUACCAAAAGAACAAAAGCAUGAAUCAGAAAAGAAUAUUGAAAUUGGUAGCAGCAAUCUCUCUCUGAUUUAUCCAAACUCAGAAAAACUCAUACAUGUACCCUCAUCACUCAGUCAGGGUGUUACUACUAUAAAGAUAGAAAAAGACAAAAUAAUCAUUCAUCACAGGUCUAAGGGAAAGCAAACUGAGAUGUCAUCAAAUAAAGAGAAUGUUAAACACCUAGGAAUUGGCCUCAAGGUGCAGAACAGGUGUGAUAAUGGAAGACAAGUCAAUGUUGUCCUGCCCUAUUCUUUAGUAAAGGGUGAUGGUUCUCCAAAGAUUGUUCCCUCUGUAAACAACAGCUUGAAUGUUGCCCCUGAAGGAGCGAAAUCACCAGAAUCUUUGGCCUGCAGUGGAGACCAAAUUGUACCACUAAACCUGCUUAAAGAAUCCAAUGAAGAAUCAUUUGUAGCAGAGGAAACAGGUUCCAAUCGACCAAAACUCCAUGCAAUCAAUUGCUUGUCCUUGAAACGAUCACUUAUGAAGAAGACAGAUGCAAUUAAGCUAGGUAGUAAUGUCUUUCAGAGGCCUCCACAUGUUCCAGGGAUUGUCUGGAAAUCCAGUAAAAAACCUGUCAUUGACUUCACAAAAACCAUCGACCAACGAUUUAGUGAUUUCCCACAAUACAUCAGUCAGUCUCUGUUUGAUUUUCCCUCUGCAGAGACCUUGUCCAAUGAAAUCCAGAGCAACCUUGCACCACACAUUACCCAUUCUGUUAGACAUGUAUCCUAUGAUCUAGAAAAGAAACAUUGCUCUGGCUCUAAGAGUCACCAUGCACCGCUUGCCACUUAUUCUCCUUGGCAGUUGUCACAUGAUUCAGUGAUGACACCCAAAUCUGACUUAAAGAGACACCUUUUACCACUGACACAACAGUCUGCAAGGCAGAUAUCCCAGAAUUCAAGAGACAAGCUUCCCAAUAUCACACAGACACAGUUGAUGCCUGAUCUACUAAGGAACCUUGGUGAUUGUCAAGAAAUGAGCGGGAAGGAAGCAGAAGAUUCUGAUACUGCUGGUGAGGCAGUACCUACCAAUGGUUCCCAAAAGAAAACAAUGGAUAUCUCUGACCUCUCCCCACCACUGCUGCCCGUCAUUCCUUGGGAAUCUUUUUUGUCAGAGUCAGAAACAGAUAAUGUGAGGUUUAAAGGCAGAAAAGACUUUCUGAAGGAAUUUCGGAUGCACCCCUCAGAAAUUGAUGAGAAUCAUAACAGCAUAGUUACUCAGUCUCAAGUCUCUCCUUGGUUUGAACAGUGUGAACAGCAUGAACUCUUAGACGGCAGUAACAAUAAUUACUGGUAUGUUGAUAAAGGAAAACAUGGAGAAACCAAGAACACAGAGCAAUUUAAAUCAAACACUCCAUCACAAUUCUUGGAUUCCAUGAAAAGCCAUCAGAUUCUCGAUUCUCAUAUUCUUCAGAAAAACAAGAGAGAGUCUUCUUUUACUUAUAAAAGUAAAUCUGUUGAUGAAAAUAGGAACAUUCUAAUCAUGGACAGGAACAUGCAAGAGGGAAAUAAUUGUUCUGUUCCCAAUUUUAACCGUCAGCAAAGGAAGAGGUUGUUUCCCUUACCCCCGGCUAUCAUGUCCUCAAUGAUGCCACCUAAGUGUGCCUUGCAGGUGACUCGACAAAUAACCAAGAGACGACCAAUGAAACCAAAGAUCAACAAAGUUAUGACACUGCCCAAUGACUAUAUUGCCAUGCGGUUACCACGGAGACAAGCUAAACAGAAUGCACUCCGAUUUUACAUGGAGGAUCUUGAGGACGUUGAAGAUCGUUCAACUUCUGAUGACGAAGUCACAUUCCCUCAUAAGAGAAAAUUUAAAGAAUUCAUGUCUGAGGCACAUGAUUUCCCUUUUAAAAAUUCCAGAUUUAGAAAAAUGAAUAAAAAUUCACUUAAAUCUACAACACAUGGUAGACAGCUGUUAAGAAAUAGGUUAAAAUUUAGUAAAAAUUUUAGACAUGGUGAAAGAAGAAGUACUAGAUCCUCUAGCAAAUCGAGUGACUCCACCUCUACUGAAAGUAGUGAUGUUUCUAAGAGAAAUAUUAGUCAAGAUUUCAGUGGCUCAAAUAUUAAAAGUAGUAAAGAUAAAAGUACUAAUGAUAAAAAUCAACCAAAUGUCCCUGAGCGCCGUUCUGUUCGACAACAACGUGUUACCAGAUUGUCUGAACCCAGUUCUCAUCCCAGCAGUAACUCAGAAUCUUCACCUGAACAACCAAAGACAAGAAAAAACAGUGUUGGAUGUAAGAACCUGAGAUUACGAGAUUCAGAGAGUCCUGUAAAGUCCCUGCGGUCUGACACCCCCCAGUCCCCCGGGGAGAUCUCUACAAGCCUUACUGAGAUACCCACCUUCUACCCCACCGAGGAGGAGUUCCAGCGCCCCCUACAAUACGUCCAGAGCAUUGCUCCAAGAGCAGAGCCUUAUGGGAUGUGUAAAAUCAUACCCCCUGCCAGCUGGAAGGAAGGUAAAAUCAGUGAAGAUAUAAGAUUUACCUCUCAGAAACAGUACACACACAAACUGUUUAAUAGAUUUGGUCCAAAUGUGGAGAAGCUAGAGUGUAUCAGAAAACAUCUUGAAGCUUUAAAUCCAGCAGAUCAAAUCCAGAUUCCAGAGAUAGGAGGUGUAGAGCUGGAUAUAUGUGACUUGGACAGGACAAUUCAGGACUUUGGUGGAAUGAGGCAUGAAGUGGAGAAAAAGAAGUGGGCCAGAGUGGCUGAUGCUAUGAAUGUUCCUAAAAUGGCACAGGAUCGAGGCACUAAACUAUAUGAUGCAUACUGUAAAUUUCUGCUGUCUUAUAAUGACUUGACUUCUGAGGAGAAAUCUAAACUUGAAGGUCAGGUCAAGGCUGAGAGAAUGAAGGUCAAACGAGAGGACCAGGAAGAAGACUGUAUUGUCAAGGGAAAGAAUAUGUCCUUGGGUCGAUUCAUUCAGAUGGCUAGGAACACUGCCUCACAACAUAUGAAGGACCAGACCCUAAAAACAGAGGAACUGGAGAAACAGUUCUGGGAGAUAGUGAGUAGCAGAACCAGACAUAUAGCAGUCCAUGGAGGCCAUGUAGACACAAAGACACAGAACUGUAGCUUAUUUCCUACCAAAAAAGAAAACCAAUACUCCAAACAUCCCUGGAACCUGAAUCUGCUCCCUCAACAUUCCCAGUCCCUGCUGAGAUACCUAGGGCCUGUACCAGGAGUGACGGUGCCCACUCUACAUGUCGGUAUGCUGUACACUGCCUCCUGUUGGUCCACUGACAUCCAUCAUCUGCCCUACGUCCAGUAUUUACACGGAGAGGGGGACAUUGUGUGGUAUGCUGUACCAGCCCAGGAGGAGGCCAAGUUUAAAUCUGUGAUGAAGGAGGUUAUUCCUACUCUAGUCAGUAACUCACCCCGCUGGCUCAAAGAGGACACCGCUAUGGUGCCCCCUGAGAUUCUCCUCCAGAAGGGGGUCCACUUGAGUCGCUGCGUCCAGUCUCCCCACCAGUUUGUUGUCGUCUUCCCUAAGUGUUACACAGCCACCAUCAGCUGUGGAUACACUCUUGCUGAGUCAGGUCACUUCGCUACCAAAGAAUGGAUUCAGCUUGGAUUCCAAACAGCUGAGACCCUGCAGACUUGUCAGGAGCCUGAGCUGUUCUCUAUGGAUGAACUCAUCUGUCAAAUAAUGGAGGACACAACCACACCGCCUGAUCUACUUAGACUCAGCAUUCCAGCAUUUGAACAAAUACUGUAG
Molecule: messenger RNA, 6355 nt
Organism: Saccostrea cuccullata (small rock oyster)
Lineage: Eukaryota; Metazoa; Mollusca; Bivalvia; Ostreida; Ostreidae
Exons: 20
Coding region: 167-6355 (2062 amino acids)
Biological process (GO): regulation of gene expression; chromatin remodeling
Cellular component (GO): nucleus; chromatin
Molecular function (GO): DNA binding
Source: RefSeq, a predicted model, not a curated record